This is a messenger RNA of Macrosiphum euphorbiae (potato aphid), 495 nucleotides long. The record is from the annotation of a GenBank genome assembly. Lineage: Eukaryota; Metazoa; Arthropoda; Insecta; Hemiptera; Aphididae.
AUGAAGAGAACAAUAGUUUCUUAUUUUAAAGCUACAGCUGCAGAUUCUAGUAAAAAUUCAGAAGAAAAAGCAAGUUCAUCACCAUCAGCACAGUUAACUGAAUUAGAUGAAGAAGAAAAUUGUGUUAUAGUAUCAUCCAACUUACUUUCUGUAAAAUCAUCCGCCUUAAAAGAACGCCAUUAUAAUAUUAAGUGGGAACAAAAAUACAAAUGGCUAGUAUAUAAUGAAGAAAAAAAAGGUGCAUUUUGUAAACUAUGUCAACAUUUUAUGAAAAAUGACCUAAAAGUUCUCCAAAAGACAGGUGGAGUGUUUAUUACUGUUCCAUUCACAUCUUACAAGAAUGCUUUAGGUAAAAAUGGAAAAUUAGAGAAACAUGAACAUUCAUCAGCUCACACUGUAAGUAUAGAAAUGGAAAAAAUCAAAAAUAAUGCGAUGAAAAAACCGAUUCAUACUCAAAUCGUUCAGCAAAGUGAAAGUGAAACAGAAAAAGUUUAA